Messenger RNA from Adineta ricciae, 1710 nucleotides. The record is from the annotation of a GenBank genome assembly. NCBI's taxonomy places the organism in Eukaryota, Metazoa, Rotifera, Eurotatoria, Adinetida, Adinetidae.
AUGUCAAACCAAACCAAUUCCAUCACUGAUGGUGCUCGUCAUGGUUAUAUUGAUGUUGAUCAAGUGUUGAGAGGUGCUGAUGCAACUGCUGCACAUGUGUCCAAGCUUGCUGAUCAACAUCGUAUUCGUAUCAGUGAAAACCUAAUUGAACCACUUGAAAAUGAAGCUGUAACUUUUAUUCCUGAUUUAUGGAGUGAUCCUGUUCAUCAAGUUUCUUAUCUUGGAGUUUCCGCAACAUUCGUUAAUGAUAGAUUUGAGUAUCGAUCAUAUGAUCUUUGUUGUUCUCCAUUCGAAGAAGAAGAUAAAACUGCUGAAAAUAUUCUAGUGGCUUUACAAAAAGCAUCAGGAAAAUUCAACAUCAAUGAUUUGUCUACUCUGCAGUUUGUAACAGAUCGUGGUUCCAAUUUUGUAAAAGCAAUGAAGAAUUAUUCUUCGUAUUUCUGCUUUGCACAUAGAUUGAACAACAUCCUAGUAUUAGGUUUCUACCAGAACGAGUCAAUCAAAAAACAAACAAAAGCUUUUUCUGAUAUGACAGGUGAAAAUGAAACCAACUCAGAUGGUAUUUUUAAUUGCUGUUCUUUGAACAAUGAUACUGACGGUAUUGUUCUUAUCAAUAUGUCAAAGACAAAAGUUCAAGAUCUACCUGAUUGCGUACGAGAGAUUUUGAAGGUGCUCAACAAUUGUAAAGAUGUUGUGAAAUAUGUCAAAUUAAACGGAUUGAAUAAAAAUAUUCAAUCUGAGGGUGGGUUUAGCUUGUGUCAAUCAAGCAAAAUUCGAUGGCUUUCAAUAAUGGAAUUACUAGGAUCAAUUGAUCGCUCUUUUAAAGAGACAAAGAAGGUUUUACAAGAAAAGAAAAAGUCAUUUUUGAUUGAUCGAUUGGUUAUUAAACGACUUAUACAUUCAUUACGUCCAUUCAAACAUAUCUUAACCAUCGCACAAAAAGGAAAUGAACCAUCAUUGUAUUUAGUUCUUAUUUGUGUUAUGACUUUACGUAAAGCCUUAAGUUCUUUCGAAAACUUAGUUCUUUUCAACAGAGAAAACGAUGAUUGCAACGAUGUCUUGAAGAAGAGAAAAGAUAAUGGUGAUGAUGAAUAUGAUAUAGAGGUGGAGGAACCAGAUGGCAUUCGAUUCUUUCGACUUCGUCUACUUGAAUUAUUGGAAUCCAUGUUUAUCUUAGAACCAAUCCAUUUUGCAGCAACAUUUCUUCAUCCCAGAUAUAGAUACCUUCGUAAAUGUUCCACUGCUCAAGUUGAUUCUUGUAAAAGUUAUGUGCGAAGACAAUUGAAAGAAAUUGUUGAGCGUGAAAAGGUGAAGCGUUUAACACAUAGUCAAGAAUCACAACGUUUGAUUCGACAAGGUGAAAAAGGUGAACCACCUCUCAAGAAAAAAAAAAGAUUCGGUCAAGAAUAUGAAGCUAGUAAUCUCAGUGACGAGUACAAUUCAGCAGAAGAUGAUGAAGUUGAAAAGUACUUGUCAAUGUUCAUAGAUUCUGAGCUGCUCGUCGACAAUCCUUUGGUGUUUUGGAAGACAAAUCAGAACAAUUUGCCAUUAUUAUCCAAAUUGGCGAGAAUGAUUCAUUAUAUUCCUGCAACGACAACUUCUGUAGAACGUGAAUUUAGUGUUGGCGGUCUUGUUAUGACUGAACGUCGAUCCUCAAUCAAUCCAGAUAAUCUCAAUAACAUACUUUUUGUCAGAUCAGUAACUCGAUGA